Messenger RNA from Loa loa (African eye worm), 816 nucleotides. RefSeq lists its product as hypothetical. NCBI's taxonomy places the organism in Eukaryota, Metazoa, Nematoda, Chromadorea, Rhabditida, Onchocercidae. The coding region runs from base 1 to 816 and encodes 271 amino acids. The record is from RefSeq and is a predicted model, not a curated record. Gene Ontology annotation, biological process: Golgi to plasma membrane protein transport; Golgi organization. The transcript is spliced from 5 exons. Gene Ontology annotation, cellular component: Golgi membrane.
AUGGAAGGAAAAGUGCAGAUAAAGAGACGUAACCUUCCGGGAAUUGUCCCAUGGGAACCCUAUAAGGCAGCAACAUCAGCCUAUGUAAAAGGAAGCCAUCCUGGUGUUUUACCACCCUUGAUCAAGUAUCAGUUUGUGAAACUGAAUCCUAUGGUGUCUGAAAAUAAAGUUACCGAAGGACAUUUCUCAGAAAGCGUGAAUUCUGCGGAAAUGAAAAUUUGUAACUUGUCGAGAGUGCGCCCAGUUGGUGAUGGAAAGGAAUCUUCACCGUUUGGUGGAAAUGUUGAAGUUGGAAGAGAAGAGAAGUUAGAAAGGCAGUUGACUGUAGAACUGAAACGUAUACUUGUUGCUACAAUGGGCGAUGAUUUAACAUGUCAUGUAAAGUCGCUUAGUGAAGAUAAAGUUCGUCUUGCUCAUAUGAUGGCGAAAUUUGAAGCGCAGAUAUCGCAUGAUCAUGAUAGAGCUGAAGAUUUGGCAAUAUUAGCCGAUAUGUGGCGUUGUAAAUUCUUGGCAAUGAGUAUUCGAGCGGAUGAAAUGCGUAAUCAGCGAUGCCGUUUACUUUCUCAUUGUAAGCAUCUACAAACAUUGCUUAACAAAUUUCUUGUUACAAACGAGGAACAAAUCCGCAAAAAGCCCAUCCCUUCGGUUCUGGAAGCAUUGAUGAACGAAGCUCGUGCAGCGCUGAAAACCGAUUUGUCGAUAUUUUUUGAGCGUUCGCCAUGUGAUGAAAAAAUUUAUAAGCCAGUUUCACAUACAUCGAAUAUUACAAUUACCUGUUGCAAACACUGUGUUGGUAAGGAAAUUAAAUUAAUUUAG